Messenger RNA from Dovyalis caffra, 366 nucleotides. The record is from the annotation of a GenBank genome assembly. NCBI's taxonomy places the organism in Eukaryota, Viridiplantae, Streptophyta, Magnoliopsida, Malpighiales, Salicaceae.
AUGCUGAAGGCCUCUUUGGGCACAGCUGCAAAGCUGCUUGCUAAUUUGCUUGUCAUGGGCUCUGGAAUUAUGGUGAGGGCGUUUGCUCAAGCAUACCGUCAGGCACUUGCCAAUGCUUCAAAAUCUGGCGUUGCCCAUGAAACAGUGCAGAAUAUUAGAAGAGGAAGUAAAAUGAUGGCUGAACCAGAGGCCAGGCAAGUUCUAGGCAUCACUGAGCAUUCAACAUGGGAGGAGAUCUUGCAGAAAUAUGACAAGUUGUUUGAGAAUAAUGCCAAAAAUGGGAGCUUUUAUCUCCAGUCAAAGGUUCAUAGAGCUAAAGAAUGCCUUGAAGAAGUAUAUCAAAAGAAAGCCGAGGGAAAUGCAUGA